ACGACCUUUGCUGCCGCGAGAGGUCACGCAGCGCAACACGCAGACGUGCGGUGCUGCACUGGCUGGCUCGACGUUGUAAGGCUGUUUAGAGCAGCAGUGAAGUAACCAUUGUUUGCACAGCACAAAGAUGCCGCUCCGCCUGGAGAUCAAGAGGGAACUUGCGCAGCGUUCGGAUCGUGUAAAGAGUGUUGAUCUUCAUCCGACAGAACCAUGGAUUCUGGCCAGUCUGUACAAUGGCAACGUGUAUCUAUGGAACUACCAGACACAAACCCUGGUUAAGUCGUUUGAGGUGACUGACCUCCCGGUGCGUUCUGCCAAGUUCAUUGCGCGGAAAGAGUGGGUUGUCACGGGUGCGGAUGACAUGUUUAUCCGGGUGUAUAAUUACAACACGGCAGACAAAGUGAAGACCUUUGAGGCUCAUACAGACUACAUCCGAUGUUUGGCUGUGCAUCCAACGUUUCCUUACGUCCUGUCGUCAUCUGAUGACAUGCUGAUCAAGAUCUGGGAUUGGGACAAAGGCUGGAUUUGCACCCAGAUCUUCGAAGGCCAUGCGCACUACGUGAUGCAGGUCGUGUUCAACCCCAAGGACACGAACACCUUCGCUUCUGCCUCUCUUGACAGGACCAUCAAGGUGUGGAGUUUAGGAAACCCGAAUCCGAACUUCACGCUCGAGGGGCACGAAAAGGGUGUGAACUGUGUGGAUUAUUUUGGUGGAGGCGACCGUCCGCAUUUGAUAUCAGGAGCGGACGACAAGCUCGUCAAAGUGUGGGAUUACCAGACAAAGAGCUGCGUGCAGACUCUCGAAGGACACACUCACAAUGUCUCUGCUGUUCUCUUCCAUCCAGAGCUGCCGGUCAUCAUUACUGGCUCGGAGGAUGGGACGCUGCGUGUAUGGCACGCAUCUACCUACAGGCUGGAGAACACUCUGAACUAUGGCCUUGAGCGCGUGUGGGCGAUUGGUGCCUGCAAGGGGUCCAACCGAGUUGCGAUUGGCUAUGACGAAGGCACAGUUAUGAUAAAGAUCGGACGAGAGGAACCGGUAGCGAGCAUGGAUGGCAGUGGCAAGAUUGUGUGGGCAAAGCACAAUGAAAUUCAGACUGUCAACAUCAAGUCUGUGGGUGCGGACGUGGAGGUGAACAACGGCGAGCGGUUGCCUCUUGCGGUGAAAGAGCUUGGCAGCUGCGACCUGUACCCUCAGAGUCUCAAGCACAACCCCAACGGGCGUUUUGUGGUCGUUUGUGGGGAUGGCGAGUACAUCAUUUACACGGCUCUUGCAUGGAGGAAUCGCUCCUUUGGCUCUGCGCUUGAGUUUGUGUGGUCAAUUGAUGGAGAGUAUGCCAUCCGGGAGAGCACAUCGAAGAUUAAGGUCUUUAACAAGUCCUUUCAGGAGCGGAAAAGCAUUCGGCCUACUUUUUCGGCGGAGGGCAUCUUUGGUGGUGCGUUGCUGGCCGUGAGAUCAAAUGAAUUUGUCUGCUUCUAUGACUGGGCUGACUGCCGGCUGGUUCGGCGUAUCGAUGUUUCUGCGAAGAACAUACUUUGGUCGGACAGUGAGGAGCUCUUGACGAUAUUGUGUGACGACAGCUUCUUCAUCCUGAAGUUCCAUCGAGACGUGGUCACUGCGCACCUGGAUUCGGGAAAGACGAUCGAUGACGAUGGAAUCGAGGAUGCAUUCGAGCUCCUGCAUGAGGUGCCGGAGCGAGUGAUAACUGGCGUUUGGGUGGGCGAUUGUUUCAUUUACAACAACUCACAAUGGCGCCUCAACUACUGUGUGGGGGGAGAAGUGACGACCAUGUUCCACUUGGAUCGUCCAAUGUACCUCCUUGGGUACCUGACAAGUUACAGUAGAGUCUAUCUCAUCGACAAAGACUUCAAUGUCAUGAGCUACACGCUGUUGCUGAGCCUGAUCCAGUACAAAACACUCGUUCUGCGCGGUGACCUGGAGGGUGCGGCAGCAAUUCUGCCCACCAUACCAAAGUCAGACUGGAACAGCGUUGCACGGUUUCUGGAGACACAGGAGCUGCUUGAGGAUGCCCUGCAGAUUGCGACCGAUCCGGAGUACAAAUUCGAUUUGGCAUUGCAACUGGGCAAUCUGGACUGUGCGCGUGAAAUCGCGGAGGAGCUGAAAAGCGAAGCAAGAUGGAGACAGCUGGGAGAGCUGGCGAUGUCGGCAGGCAAGUUUAAGGUGGCUCAGGAAUGUCUUUGCGAUGCUGCCGAUUUAAGUGGCCUGCUGCUGCUGUCGACAGCUAUGGGGAGCGAGAAGGUCGUGGAGGAUCUUGCCCGGACUGCAAAGGACCGGGGCAAGAGCAACGUAGCUUUUCUGUGCUUGUUCCUCUUGGGCAAUGUAGAGGAGUGCGUCAAGCUUUUGUGUGCAAGUGGCCGCCUCCCUGAGGCUGCUUUCAUGGCAAGAACGUAUGCUCCGAGCAUGAUCUCAGAGGUUGUCGACCUGUGGCGCCAUGACCUGAUGAAGGUGAAUCAGAAAGCAGCUGAAUCGCUGGCCGACCCUUCAGAGUACCCUAAUCUCUUUCCGAAUUUUGACUGCGCCUUGAAAGCCGAGGAGCAGUUCAAGUUAUCGCGCCAGAAUUUGCUUCCUGCUUCUGCUUAUGCGGAAUUGGGAGACAGUCUGCUGCGUGAUCCUAUUGCAGAGAUUAAGGCGGCGCUGGAAGAAGGAACGGAUCAGCUAUCAGAAAAUGGCCAUGAUGGACAGGACGAGCAGGGUGAUCCAUAUAUGACUCGGAAAGGAGAUCUCAGGGAGGAUGACUAUGAAAAUGUGGAGAAUGGAGAGGGUGGAGAUAUCACCAGUCCCGUGCAAGAGGAAUCGUAAUUGAUGAAGUUAUGGAUGCCAUCAUUCAUUUUCAGCAGUGCUUCUCUCUUCUUCAGUUCUGGCAUCUCUGGUUACCUCUGACCUUCAUUAGGUUUGGUUUCUAUUUAUGGAAACAAAGGUUUAGAAGGUGCGAGCUCUGCAAAUGCAUCGAGAAUCGACACGCCAAUUUGCAGCACCUUCUUUUGAAUUCAGGAGAGCAGACGCUGGGCCGCCACGGACAUAACAAAGGAGACGAUUAGGAAAACCGUCACCAGAGCUGAUGCGUACUGCUGGUUUCUCCUUGGCUCUUUCACAGCGUGUCAUAGGCAGGCAGGUGCAAAUGACUCUCUGCCGUAACCCGCAUCAUGAAGGAUGACUCUCUGUCUCUCUCCCUGCGCCUUCCCUACUCCUCCUGCGGAACUGUUGAACCCCACCUACCAUCAACCAUAAGCUGCAUGUUCGUCCCCCUUCCGUCUGCGAUAGCAAUCAGUGCUGUCUCUGGUGAGAGCAUAUCCUGUCAGCCAACACUUAGUGGCUUUUUCAUACUUGGUUUCUUGUCUUUGGGCAUGCAACCUUUUCCAACAAGGGAGAUGCCAUAAGUUGUGGCAAUGGUUUUAUUGCGUCCUUCACGGAGAAAAGAAGAUGGUUCGGUGCUACUAUUUGGGUGCUGACAACACACCUUCUUGGGGCAACGCCGCGACAGGAGGUUCGGUGUCACACUCGUCCUCUUAAAAAAAAGUAAGUCUAAUGGCCACGGUCAAGAGCAGCAGCGGGAUCUUUUUCUUUUUCGCCGAGAAUUCCCUUCACAAUAAUUUGAUUCAUACCACUUCACAAGUUUGUAGUUUGUGGAUGAUUUUACUUUCUCAAUAAUUUCGCUUCUUCACUUAAUACGUGGACAACAUUGCAACUGGGACCUGGUGGCCCAUCUAGCUACAUGGUAGGCAUAGUGACCACAUCAUGAGUUCAAACCUCGAUGACAUCAAGACAAUAUAUUUCAUCUGGGGGAGUCGAGGCCCGGGGAGUUUCUUGAGAUUAUUGUCUGGUGACCUUGUUUCGCGUUUCAUGGGCAACCUUGCAGAUCAUGAGUUCAAACCUUGUGUAGCAUUGGCCCUUGGGACAGCGACGACCCGGUGCUUGGGUCAAGGGACAGGAGUUUCUAGCAUUCUGAAAGUCAUUCUACUAUUAUGCUUGGAGUCCGGAAAGCAUCCGGUUAAAGAUCUGCCGACUGACAAGUGAUGAGGUAACCUGCAGCCAACUCAGCAUCGCGUUUUAGUUCCAGAGCAAUGCUCAAACUUCUAUUCGCUUUUUAUGCUGGAAGUUCUUCACCUUGACCUUCUUUGACAUCUUGGAAGCAGACAGAAGGAAGGAAGUCAGUGGUGGUGAGGAUUCCCUUCCAGGUUGUUUUGUUUUUGGCCUGCUGUGUAGAAUUGUAAUAAGAGUUGGGUUGCUGGCUUGCAAUCCUACGUUCUUUUGGCGAACUUGGGACUAGUCCUUUUCCGGUCUGAAACUGUCAAUUGCCUGAAGGGAAUUGCACAAGGACAGA
Molecule: messenger RNA, 4343 nt
Organism: Chara braunii
Lineage: Eukaryota; Viridiplantae; Streptophyta; Charophyceae; Charales; Characeae
Source: the annotation of a GenBank genome assembly